Funneliformis geosporum is the source of this 123-nucleotide messenger RNA. The record is from the annotation of a GenBank genome assembly. Lineage: Eukaryota; Fungi; Glomeromycota; Glomeromycetes; Glomerales; Glomeraceae.
AUGGCGGUUCGAGAUUGCCAAUGUCAAACUCAACACCCUCAAGUGACAGCAGCUUCAGGAGAAGGCCGUGCAAAGGGGGAAGGACACUUGGACAGUUUAAUUUCAAAGGGUUUUGGAAGUUAA